GUAAAUGAUAAGUUGUCGUGUACAUAUCAGUCGUUAUCUUCGUAGUAAUAGGAUAACAUCACAGUAGAGUGCCGCUGUUGUUAAAACCAGCAAUCAAUUUAAAGUUAUCAAUAUUACUUCAUUAUUAUUUUUGUUGUGAAAACGAUACUAACGUUAGGACUUUGAUUGUCUAUUGUGUUCUGUGAUUGAAAUUGACGAUAUCAUGAGAAAAUCACUUGCAAGUCUCACAACUAAUGACAUCAUAUAAUGGACUAUUUUAUUUAGCAGUUUUAAUAGUGAACUCUUUUAGGUGAGAUUGGCUUAAUGUAUAGUGGAAAUUAGUGCUAAAAUGAUGCCGUUAAGCAAGAUCGCACAUCGGACAUGCUUCGUAGUAAGCCGAACCGUGUACAUGACAUGCUGCUGCGGCUGCUGCUCGGCCCUUCGGCCGCGCUACAAGCGGCUGGUGGACAACAUCUUCCCCGCUUCCCCGCAAGAGGGCCUGGUGAAGUCCAAUAUGGAGAAGCUCACGUUCUAUUCGCUCUCCAGCCCGGAGAAGCUGGACAGGAUUGGAGAAUAUUUGUUCCAGAAGGCUAGUCGGGAUAUUUAUAGAAGGAGGCAUGGAUUCGUGGUCAUAGCAAUGGAAGCGAUGGAUCAACUUCUCCUGGCCUGCCAUUCACAGACGCUCAAUUUAUUCGUCGAGAGCUUCCUAAAGAUGGUGCAGAAGCUCCUAGAAUCCACGGAUCCUGAACUUCAGACCUUGGCUACUCAGAGCUUUGUCCGCUUCGCAAAUAUCGAGGAAGACACGCCGUCGUACCAUCGUCGCUACGACUUCUUCGUAUCCAAGUUCUCAGCCAUGUGCCACAGCAACCACAAUGACAAGACGAUGAGGGACAAGAUACGACUCGCCGGCAUACAAGGCUUGCAGGGCGUGAUUAGAAAGACGGUAUCCGACGACCUGGUAGAGAACAUAUGGGAGGCCCAGCACAUGGAUAAAAUUGUGCCUUCUCUGCUCUAUAAUAUGCAGAGUGCAGAAAAAUACGAGACUCUAUCCUGCAUGGACACAGACACACAAGACGGAGUAGAAGACACCCCGCCUCGCCUCGCCGAAGCGUGUCUUCGGGAGUUAGUCGGCCGCGCCUCCUUCGGACACAUUCGUAGCGUACUACGACCGGUUCUCACGCAUUUCGAUCGACACGAGCUUUGGGUACCGAACGACUUCGCCGUACAUACUUUUAAGAUCAUCAUGUUUUCCAUACAAGCACAAUAUUCAUACAGCGUGGUAGAAGCACUAAUGCAGCAUUUAGACGCGGCCGGUGGUGCUGGUAACGACCCACGAGCCCGAACCAGGGUCAGGGCAGCUCGGGCCGGCGUGCUCAGCAAUAUUGUCGCCAUCGCCGCCGGAGACAGUGUCGGUCCAUCGGUUUUGGAAAUUAUCAACAACCUCCUUACCAACCUCCGAGCGUCUGUGGCCAGAGAUUCAGAGAAAGAAACCGACGAAAAGCUAUAUCAAGAGGCCCUCAUAAACGCCCUUGGAGAGUUCGCUGACCACCUCCCCGACUUCCAGAAGAUCGACAUCAUGAUGUUCAUCGUCAGCAAGAUCCCCAGCAACCAGCGGCAGGGGAAGAGCAGCAAGGCGGAUGCCAUGCUGCAGAGUAUCCUGCUCAAGUCGCUGCUCAAGGUGGGGACGACAUACAAGACGAGCGAGCUGAGCAAAGCGUUCCCAGCGGCGUUCCUAGACGCUUUACUCCGUCUAUCUGGCGCAGGGGAGCCUGCCACACGAGCGUUGCUGCAGCGCAUACUACACACGCUACUCGAUAGAAGGCAGAACGCACAUAACCUGCAUACGCCUACGCUGGCGUACGCGGAACUCGGGCUGACGAUAGAGAAGUGCUCCCGCCCAGACCUCAUCUUCAUCAGCAAACACGGCUAUGCUAUAUUCAGCUCUCUCUACGAUGGUCUUCAACUAGAAUCGAAUACGUUGGAAAACAUCGAGGCUAUCUACACGACACUGGCGCUGUUAAUCAUCGAGCUGGGCUCAGAGGAGACUGUUUGCGAUUUCAUGCAACUCAUACUGGCUAUCCAGCAGUCUGCCUUGACGAACCCCGUCCUGACAGUGGGCCAGCAGUGCCAGCUGCACGCCGUCUGCAUCUCGCUGGGGCUGCUGCUGCCCAGGACUCGAGCCCACGACUACCUGCUCAAGAUAGUGGCAGCGCGGCGAGAGGACGCACCACACCUGUUACCACCGCUGUUAGAAGAGUACGACAUCACGCCGGCCAAGAUGCCCAACAAGUUCCCUUACCUCAUGAUCGAUCAGAUGGAGCUGUGUGACUGCCUGAAGGCAUCAGGCCUGGACGCGGCGCGGCUGCAGGCGCCGUCGCCCUACGUGGCGGGCGGCGUCAGUCUGGCGCACAGGCACAGCUGGCUCGAGACCGGCGCGGCCGCGGGCAGGGACAGUCUCGCCGACAUCGGGGCUCCCAACGAGAUGGACAGCGCUAACAGCUCGCCUGGAGUACAGCGGCACCCGCAACAACCAGAGAGCGUCAGCCUAGAAGCUUUACGUCGCGCCGCCACCGGCCCCAGCGACGCAGAGCGACGAGAGGCCGAAAGGCGACGGGCCUCGCUCAACAGCGCCUUCCGUACCGCGCCCUUCGACCAUCUAGUCAGCCUUACACAGCCAAAGUACGAGCUAAAAGACAAGCUAGAAGAGAUCUUCAGCUCCAUCCAAUCGGAGCCCCUCCUGCCUCGCUCGGCCUGCUCCCCUACAGCAUCACACCAGAGCAAUCUUCACAAGCACACCAAGUAUCUGCCCGAGCUGUUCCUCUACUAGAUAAUGUUCCCGAUCAACAGCUUAGCCUCAAUCAAAGAAUUAUCAAUUGCAGAAGAGUUGUAAAAUCUAAGAAGAACCUUGCCCCGAGUUUGACAGAGACUGCCCCGAGAUGUCAUAUUGUACGGCUAGUGAACUGUCAACUUUUGACAACCAUAUAUACUGCGUAACAAAUUCUAAGCACGUUUUUUUUUUCUUACACUUUGCAACUCAGUGAAUAAUUCUAUGGCUUCUAUAAGUAAAUACCUAAAUAUAAUCAUGAUAUUUAUUCUAAUAGCUGUUAUUUCGGCUUAAUGACUUGUUUAUAUCAAUGUUAAUGUUCAAAUUCGACUAAUAUACUACCUAAUGUUACAACAAAAUUCUUCUAAUCUUGCUCAAAAUCACUUUCACCAUUGACUUUAAGCCUUUUGAAUCUUAGCAUGAAUGUAUGCGGGCAUCGUAGCCUAAAGGUGCGUGCAACUGUAGAGUUGUGUAUAUGACAUUAUGUAUACGUAAAGAAGGAAAUCCAAUUGUGUUACUCAUUUACUUUAUUUAACCUUUUCGACGCCGUGUCAAACACAAAAGCUGUCACUCGGACGCCACGUAACCGAAGUGUCAAAACUGAAAUUGAACUUUAUGCAUAUGGACGUAGGUCUAUGUUGCUCUGUGGUCUGUGGCCGAUUAAUCGGGUCUUUGGCGUUGAACCUGCGGUACGGAUAUAUCGGUCAUUGGCGUCCAAAAGGUUAAAUUCGAAAUUCGAGUCGACUCAUAACAUUCCAUGUAUUCGAAUCUCUUGCUUUUAUUGUAAACUACGAUUUAUAUUUACUUAUAUACUUUAUAAUAUUUUUUGCGCUUUGAAAAAUAGUGCUUAAAUGUGAAAAAUAUAAGGUUGGAAUAUCAACUCAAUUACAGAUGUACUUAGUGCAUAAUUGUUUUCCAUCGUAUUUUCUCGGAAACGUUCGUAUUUGUCAUGCUACUUCAGUGAACCUCAGCACUUUUUGUACCGAGACUGACUGAAAUAGCAAGACGCGUUCGUACGUUUCCGUGAAAAUACGAUGGAAAAUUAUUAUGCACUACAUCCGUAGGUGUAUAGCGACUUUUGAUGUUAUCUGUUGAUGAUGUUCGGUAGAUGGAUUGGUAUAAUUCAUGUAAAAUAUGACUUGAUGUAUUUAAUUAACAUAUUAUAGGUAUAUCUUUAUAAAACAAUGCAAUACUAAUAUACUGCCAAUAGAUUGAAUGAUUAAAUAAAAUAGCCUAAAUAUUAAGUUGGGGGUCACUAUACCAACUCCUGAUUUGUGUAUUUGUCAAUGUCAAUUUUGUUGUAUUAUGUUAAAGUGCACUUACACUAGAGUUAGACCAAGAUAAGUCUGCAACGAUUUUGAUAGCACACGCAGUGCC
Molecule: messenger RNA, 4180 nt
Organism: Cydia splendana
Lineage: Eukaryota; Metazoa; Arthropoda; Insecta; Lepidoptera; Tortricidae
Gene: stmA
Product: protein EFR3 homolog cmp44E
Exons: 20
Coding region: 329-2806 (825 amino acids)
Biological process (GO): protein localization to plasma membrane
Cellular component (GO): plasma membrane
Source: RefSeq, a predicted model, not a curated record